CGCGUUCAGAAAACUACCCUCAACGCGGUCUUAACAUACUCGCCGGGAAUUUUUUAAUUCGUGCUUACGCGUUGUAUAUCGUUGGGAAUAUUUUCUUUCUCUUUCUCUCUCUCUCUCUCUCUCUCUCCUCUCUUUCCCCUUGUCUCUCUCUCUCUCUCUCUCUCUCUCUCUAUUUCUCUCUAUCUCUUUUCCUGUUUCUUUUCAUCGUCGUCCCCUUUUCUCUCUCUCUUUCUCUCUCUCUCUCUCUCUCUUUCUUUCUUUCUUUUCCUCUCUUUCUCCCUCUCUCUCUCUCUCUCUUUCUGUCUCUUUGACUCCUUUUCUAUACCUUUCUUUUUUUUUUAUACAAAAGAUAUCGUCGUUCGAUGAAACGAUCGAAGAGGAAAGAAGUUUCGACAUGAUCCUAGCUAACAGAAUCGUCCAAUAAUCGUCAAUUAACGAAGGCAGGAGAAGAAAAAAGUUGGAAGAGGUCGAUCGGGUCGUAAUAUACCCGAUGAAUUCGUUGGACUUCUGUGGUGCAUUGGUGUUAAAUAUUUAAUAUUAAUAAUCGUAAUACCGGCUGUCGGAAAAAUGAGAGAGCUCGUGGACGACGUCGUAUUAGACGGUCGUGGGAAUAGGAUUAAAUUCGUUCCCAUCGUGUUUCGUCGUGCGACAACGUUGACAUGUGAGAGAAGAGUAUAAAAUGAAAUAAAAAAUAGGACGUCGGGCGCGUCGGGUGUCGGAGGAAGGAAGGAAGGAAGGAAAGAAGAAAGGAAGGAAGGAAAAUUGAAAGAAGGGUGGUGCGGUUUCGAAGGAUCAUCGGUGUAUUGGUGCGUUAAUAGUUUUCAAAUGGGGGAGAGAGAGAGAGAGGGGGAGAUAAAGGACACGAAUUAAAUUAAAAAAGAAAAGGAAAAAAAAGAACGAGCGACGAAGAAUCGAUUGAAAAUUUUCUUCUUUGCGGUGAGAAACGAGACUUCUUUUUUUGAAAAUUCGAGAAAAAUACGUCGCGAGUUGUGUUUUCCGAGUUAAUCGUUAUGACGUUUCGCGAGUGUACGAACGAUCUUGAUCGUAUUCAAGAGACAUAUUUCACGUGAUUCUUUGUCGAAUCGAUCGGAUUAAAAUAAGCACGAGAAGGUUUCGACGGUCGAACGGUGUACAUAUUUUCUAUAUACCCAGUAUCCCUCGAUGCGUCCUCGUCUAAUCGGCCGACGUAUCUUUGAAAAAAGAGGUCCGUCGGAAAUUGUCUGGUCUUGUUGGAAUUUUCGAGUUUCACCGUCAAGAAUUACCGAGGAAUUAAAAAUAAUAAGAGGAAGAAAACACGAAGAGAAAUAAAGGGACAGAUAAAUAGCUAGAAAGAAAGAAAGAAAGAAAGAAAGAAAGACAGACAGACAGAUAAAUGGAUGUAUAGAGAAAGGGAGAGAGAGAGAGAGAGAAAGAGAGAGAGAGAGAGAAUGAUAGAGAGAGAGAGACACGAAGUUUUUAAAGAUUUCAUCGGAAGACUUAAAGCGGCUUAAAGUUAUGCCGUAUAAGACAUUGGUGGUGGAGUUAAGAAAAAGUUAAGAUAAAAGUGGGAGGGUGGUAGUGGGGGAAAAAGAAAAAUUAAAAAAAAAAGAAAGGCAAAGAAAAUAAAGACCGCAGCGAGAAAAAGAAAGAUAGCAAAAGAUAGAUAGAUAGAUAGAUAGAUAGAUAGAUAGAUAGAUAGAUAGAUAGAUAUAUAGACAAAGAGAAAGGAGAAAAAUUUACGGAGAAAAAUUAGACGGAUAAAAAAAGAAAGAAAAAAAGAAAGAAAGAAAACAAGAAAGAAAAAACAUGAAAAGUUUAGGAGGUAAAGAGGAGGGAUGGUAAUAAAGCCAGGGAGGAAGAUAGUCAUGGCGUAUAAACGUCGCGAUUUAGCCUCUUAACGCACGAGUGAGAAUUUGAGAAAUUUCGCGGUCUAAUCCGAUGCUCGGCGGGUCCGAGGUAACGAGGAACGGAGGAAGAAGAAGAGGAAGAAGAGGAGAAGUGGCAGGAGGAGGAGGAAGAGGAGGAGGAGGAGGAAGAGGAAGAAGAGGAAGAGGCAGAAGAAGAGGAGGAGGAAGAAGAAGAAGAAGAGAAGGAAGAAGAAGCUAACCCUCGGUGCCACGCCGGGACGGUGUUGUUAAGUGUGCAGUGAUCACGGGUGACCGAGGAAAGACGAGAAAGAGGGUGGUCAAUAUGACUCCUAUCUUCCUCGUUCUGUUGGUGGCAAUCGACCCGAUUAUCGCGCAGAAUGGUGGAAACAUCAGCGACUCACAAUACAUCACGUACAUGACAAAUCCACCGACGAUCCUGGUGAGGCCUCAAUCGCAGCAGGUGAAGGCAGGCGGAAUAGCGAGUUUCUUUUGCACGGCUCAGGGAGCACCACCCCCGCAAAUACACUGGAGGAAAAACGGCAAGAGAAUUUCGCAAUCCCAGUCACGAUACCUAGUACAUACCUACGAGCAUGGAGCUUUACUACGGAUCGAACCUGUCAAAACGGCACGAGACAGUACAACAUACGAAUGCGUUGCGGAAAACGGAGUCGGCGAUGCGGUUUCCGCUGAGGCCCAACUCACCGUUUACGAAGCGGAGAAUUUACCAGCGGGUUUUCCGAUGAUCACUCAAGCGCCAGCAGCGAAGGUAGUCGAGAUGGGUCAUAAUGCUGUUCUGCUUUGCGGUGCCAUUGGUUCACCAACGCCCAUCAUCUCUUGGGUUCGAAAUAUGCUGCCCAUGGACACGUCCAAUCCACGUUUCACGGUUCUAGAUUCUGGUACAUUGCAAAUCACAAACUCUAUCAGUAGCGACCAGGCAAAAUACGAAUGCGUGGCGAACAAUUCUGUUGGCACGGAAUAUUCGAAAUCGACUCUGCUAUACGUUAAAGUUCGUCGCGUUGCCCCGAGCUUCUCGAUACCACCACCAACUCUGAGCGAGGUCACGCUAGGAGCAUCACUGAAUCUGAACUGCGUUGCUGUUGGUGCACCUAUGCCAGUUGUACAAUGGCGGAAAUAUCCAGCUACUGAUAUAAUGCCCGACGACAAUCUACCAGUUGGCAAAAAUGUUCUUUAUCUUACGGACAUACAGGAAUCGGCUAAUUAUACUUGUACCGCGUCUAGUCCUAUCGGUGUGAUACAUGCUACGUCUAUGGUGAAAGUUCAGUCUCUUCCUGGUCCACCAGAAAACAUUCAAGUAUCCGACAUCACUGCAACAUCCGUGAAGCUGAGCUGGUCUUACAAGGGACCAGACGAGUUGCAAUACUACGUAAUCCAACACAAGCCUAAACAGGCUAAUCAACCGUUCACCGAGAUUUCCGGUAUCACAACGAUGUAUUACCACGUUAGAGGUCUUAGUCCUUACACCGAGUACGAGCUUUAUGUGAUAGCUGUGAACCACAUAGGCCGUGGUCCCCCAAGUGCCCCGGUGACUGUCACUACUGGUGAAACAACGGAAUCGACGAAUGGAGGUGCCAAACCGGGUACUGCGCCAAGGAAGGUUCAGGUCCGACCUUUGAGUUCCAGCACAAUGGUUAUACAAUGGGACGAACCGGAAACACCUAAUGGUCAAGUGACGGGUUACAAGGUUUACUACACGAUGGAUCCGAAUCAACCAAUGGCGUCAUGGCAAUUUCAAAUGGUCGACAACAGUCAAUUAACAACCCUCUCCGAUCUGAUACCUCACACGAUAUAUACCAUCAGGGUACAGGCACUUACAAGCGUUGGACCUGGCCCUUUAAGCGCCCCAAUACAGAUUAAAACGCAACAAGGGGUACCAAGUCAACCGGAGAUGUUGACGGUUGUCGACGUUGGGGAGACCAAGGUUACGCUCCGUUGGAGCAAACCAGCUCAUAGCAGUGAAAAUAUUCUCAGCUAUGAGCUUUAUUGGAACGAUACUUAUGCCAAGGAAAAACAUCAUCGGAGAAUACCAGUGACCGAGAACUAUACCUUGACCGGUCUCUACCCUAACACCCUCUAUUACAUCUGGUUAGCUGCUAGAAGUCAACGUGGGGAGGGUGCAACUACUAUACCUUGUCCAGUUCGCACGAAACAGUACGUACCCGGGGCUCCGCCUCGCAAUGUAACCGGCCAAGCGAUCAGCCCGACCUCCAUUUUGGUCACAUGGGAACCCCCACCUGCCGAACGCUCCAACGGGAGGAUAUCUUACUACAGACUACAAGUCGUCGAGAGCGGACGCUCCGAUUCCGAGGCGAAGGUUAUCAAACUGAAUCAGACGCGAUUCGUCUUGGACGAGCUCAAAAAGUGGACCGAGUAUCGGAUCUGGGUAUUGGCGGGGACCAGCGUAGGUGAUGGGCCCCCGAGUUAUCCUAUCUCGGUCAGAACUCACGAGGACGUGCCAGGAGAUCCUCAAAACGUCAAAGUAACGUCGAUCAAUUCGACGGCGAUACACGUCGAAUGGGAUCCGCCGAAGGCUAAGGACCAAAAUGGGGUGAUUAGGGGUUACCACAUACAUGUACAAGAAGUACGAGAAGAAGGAAGAGACGACGUGUUUAACGAACCGAUACGUCGCGACGUCCAAGAGGACGGUGUACGAGAAAUAAAUAUCACAGGACUGCAACCGGAUACAAGGUACUCCGUACAGAUAGCCGCGUUGACGAGAAAAGGUGACGGUGAUCGAUCGGCACCGGUUCACGUUAGAACACCAGGCGGGGUACCAAACAGACCACAAGUUAACAUAAAAGUCCUCAGCAGAGAUCCCGUCGUCCUUGAAUUAGAAUGGAUGGAACCGACCCAAACGUAUGGCGAUUUAUUGGGUUAUAGAAUUCGUUAUGGUAUUAAAAAUCAAACGUUGAAAAAAGAAUUCAUUCGUGGGACUCGUCAGCAUACUUAUAAAAUCACCGAUCUCGAAGAACGCGGCGUCGAAUACGAGUUUAGAGUUGCCGGUCAGAAUAGUAUAGGAUAUGGUCAAGAAACGGUACAAUAUUGGUCAAGUCCCGAGGGAGAACCUAGCGGAUCACCAACCAAUUUGUCUUACUUCUUCCAAACGCCUGACACCCUCUGCGUCACUUGGGACAAACCGUUGAGACAACAUAGGAAUGGACAGAUCAUUGGUUACGACGUUCAGUUCAAUAAAAAGAACGAUCAUUCGUCGAUCAUCGAAAGGAACACGACGAAAACCCGAGAGGUAUUUUCGAAUUUGGAGGAGGACACGGAAUACGUUUUUCACGUUAGAGCAAGAACUAUGAGAGGUAGUGGUCCAUAUUCCGAAAAGAUAACGAUAAUAACGGAGAAGGAUAUCGGUAGAGCACCGAUGUUCGUCAAGGCCGUAGCAACAUCCGAAUCGAGCGUCGAAGUUUGGUGGGAGCCAGUACCCAAUCGUGGCAAGAUCGUUGGUUAUCAAGUUUUCUAUACUACAACACCGGUCGAGGAUCUUGACGAGUGGAAGCAAAAGACGGUAGGACUGACCGAAUCAACUGACCUGGUCAAUCUCGAGAAAUUCACUCAAUAUGCGAUAACAGUAGCCGCGAGAUACAAAACUGGUCUCGGUAGGAUCAGUCAAAAGAUCACAGUAACUGUCAAACCUGAAGACGUGCCUUUGAAUCUCAGAGCACCGGAAUCGUCUACACACUCUAUGACGUUAUCAUGGACACCUCCUAUAAGACUGAAUCCCACCAAUUACAAGGUGUCCUUCGACGCGGUUAAAGAGUUCGUCGAUUCUCAAGGUAUAACGCAAACGCAGAUCGUACAACGUCGGCAAAUUCUUUUUGAUCCUAGCGUAACCAGUACGACCAUUAACGAACUUCAACCGUUCACUACGUACAACGUUAACGUCAGUGCCGUACCACGCGAUGGACAAUACAGGCCACCUGCUAAAAUCACCGUAACCACACAAAUGGCCGCACCGAAGCCUAUGGUCAAGCCAGACUUUUAUGGCGUCGUCAAUGGCGAAGAGAUUCAAGUGAUCCUACCUCAGGCGUCCGAAGAGUAUGGACCAAUUUCUCAUUAUUAUUUGAUCGUCGUACCUGAAGACAAAUCUACGGCUGACAAACAGCCUGAUGAACUUACGGAAGAUAUAAUUACCGGCAAGAGUGCCAAACAGGAACGAGAAAAUGCACCAUACAUCGCUGCUAAGUUCCCACACAGAGACAUUCCUUAUACUUUCCAUUUGGGAAGUGGCGAUAUAUAUGAGGGAUAUGAAAAUAGAAAAUUGGAGAGGAAUAAGAGGUAUAGAAUUUUUGUACGAGCUGUGGUCGACACUCCUAGAAAGCAUCUCUACACUUCCUCGCCAUUCUCCGAGUAUCUUUCGUUGGACAUGAGAGAAGUUCCACCGGGCGAACCACCGCGUCGACCAAACCCAAAUACUCCGGUCGAUAAAAAUCCUGAAGUGUCUGUUAAAACCAGUGGACAGGAGCCUGGUAUGGUUUGGGUAAUUGGACCUAUAAUAGCAGCACUCAUGGUCAGCAUCUGUAUGGUUCUAUUAUUUGUAAUAAAAAAACGAAGGCAACCAUGCAAGGCACCAGAUCAGGCAGCAGUAACUCGGCCACUUAUGGCAGCGGACAUCAGUUCGAAUCAUGCACCGUCCGACCCAGUCGAAAUGAGACGUUUGAAUUUCCAAACACCCGGCAUGAUAUCACACCCGCCGAUACCCAUAAGCGAGUUGGGAAAUCAUAUCGAACGAUUGAAGGCAAACGACAAUCUAAAGUUCAGUCAAGAAUACGAGUCGAUCGAACCCGGUCAGCAGUUCACUUGGGACCACUCGAACAUGGAAGUGAACGCGUCAAAGAAUCGCUAUGCCAACGUGAUCGCCUACGAUCAUUCUCGAGUGAUCCUUCAAACGGUCGAUGGGAUGCCAGGGUCCGACUAUAUAAACGCGAACUAUUGCGAUGGUUAUAGAAAGCAGAACGCGUAUGUGGCAACUCAAGGACCACUUCAAGAGACCUUUGGUGAUUUUUGGCGAAUGUGUUGGGAACUUCGUACGAGUACGAUCGUUAUGAUGACGAAACUCGAGGAAAGGACUAGAAUAAAAUGCGAUCAGUAUUGGCCAACAAGAGGUUCAGAAACUUAUGGCCAGAUGACGGUCACUAUUACCGAUAUCCAAGAGCUUGCUACCUAUUGUAUCCGCACUUUCCAAGUUUGUAGAGCGGGUUAUUCGGAGAGACGCGAGAUAAAGCAAUUGCAAUUCACUGCAUGGCCUGAUCACGGUGUCCCGGAACACCCAGCACCGUUCUUACAAUUUUUGCGAAGGGUUAGAUCGUUAAACGUACCGGACAGUGGCCCAUUGGUGGUACAUUGUAGCGCUGGCGUUGGCAGGACCGGUUGUUUCAUCGUUAUAGAUUCUAUGCUCGAACGUAUAAAGCAUGAAAAAAUGAUCGACAUAUAUGGACACGUGACGUGUCUGCGGGCUCAAAGAAAUUACAUGGUACAGACAGAGGAUCAGUACAUAUUUAUUCAUGACGCACUUCUCGAAGCUGUUAUAUGUGGUAACACCGAGGUACCAGCUAGGAAUCUACACUCUCACAUUCAAAAGCUCAUGCAACCUGAAAUCGACAAUAUCACCGGCAUGGAAUUGGAAUUUAAGAAAUUGUCUAACAUCAAAGCUGACUCCACGAGAUUCAUAUCGGCUAAUUUACCAUGCAACAAACAUAAAAAUCGAUUGGUUCAUAUCCUACCUUACGAAUGUAGCAGAGUGUGUUUACAGCCACAACGUAACAUCGAAGGAUCCGAUUACAUAAAUGCCAGUUUAAUCGAUGGUUACAGAUAUCGCGGUGCGUACAUUGCAACUCAGGGUCCGCUUUGCGACACCACUGACGAUUUCUGGCGUAUGUUAUGGGAACAUAAUUCGACGAUCGUGGUAAUGCUUACCAAGCUGAAAGAAAUGGGUAGAGAAAAGUGCCAUCAGUAUUGGCCAUCCGACAGAUCUAUUCGUUAUCAGUGCUUCGUAGUAGAUCCCAUCGCCGAAUACAACAUGCCGCAAUACAUUUUACGUGAAUUCAAGGUCACCGACGCACGAGACGGAGCAAGUCGUACGGUUAGACAAUUCCAAUUCAUCGAUUGGCCCGAACAAGGUGUACCUAAGUCCGGUGACGGUUUUAUCGAUUUCAUCGGUCAAGUUCAUAAAACCAAGGAACAAUUUGGUCAGGAUGGACCAAUCACUGUACAUUGUAGCGCCGGCGUAGGUAGAACUGGUGUCUUCAUAACGCUUAGCAUCGUCCUUGAACGUAUGCAGUACGAAGGUGUUGUGGAUAUCUUCCAAACAGUGAGAAUAUUACGUACGCAACGUCCUGCCAUGGUACAAACGGAAGAUCAAUAUCAGUUCUGUUAUCGUGCCAGUUUGGAAUAUUUAGGAUCGUUCGAUCAUUACGCCAACUGACAAGCCGAUAAUCGGGAGCAAAGAGAUGCUACGAGAGAGCGAAGGGAACGGCAAAAAAAUGAAAGGGAUAUCGGAGAAAGGGCUAAAGUACGACGUGUUUAGUACAAUGGAGUUAUAUCGUGUUAAGUGUGCAGCAAAAUGAGUAAAGCGUAGUUUUUAUGCGUAACAUUUACUCGUACCUUCCAAGGACAAUUUAUCGUAGUCGCUAAAGCGAUAAAUCGCUAAUGUAUCACAGACGAUUUAAAGGAAAAAAAAAAAAAAAAAAAGAGAAAAGAAAAAAGGAGAGGAAAACGGCAAAAAAAAAUAAAUGAAUGAAUAAAUAAAUAAAUAAAUAAACAAGUAAAUAAAUAAACAGAUAAAUGAAUAAAUUAAUAAAUUAAUAAAUAAAUAAAUAAAAAGAAAAAUAAUAAUGGUAGACGAUGAAGUGCAAUAGUCGAAUGGUGUUGCAGCACGCAUAAUCGCGCAAGGAAAUUUUCAUUCUUGACGGUAAUUUAAAAUAUAAAUAUAGAAAAGCAUUCAAACAACUUUUAUCCUGAAACGUAAGAAACAAAACUAGAAGAUUUACGAAGAAGAUAAUGAAGAAGAAGAAAUUGAUGAAGAAAAAAAAAAAAAAGGAACAAGUUGUCGUCGUCGUAUAAAUAGAUUUUAGAGCUAUCAAAGAUAAAAAGCUCGACUCGCGAUUGUAGCCAUAGCUAGAGCGAGCUAAACUAAAGAAAAGAAAAGAAAAAAAAAAAAAAGAAAAAAAAAAGGAAAAAACUGCCGCUUAAGUGUACGUGAAUCUCCUCGUUGAUGAGAUGAGAGCGACCAUACUCUCUCGAGGCACACUUUUUUUACUUUAUACAAAAUCUCAACAACCAGCUAACUAGGAACGAAAAAAGAAAAGAAGAAAAGAAGGACAAAAGAAAGAGAAGUAAAAGAAACGAAAAGAAUUAGGGAAUUGUCAGAACAUGAUCAUCAUCAUAUCGUUCUCGAAUCAGAGAACAUAAUUGAUUUACGUCGUUCGACGAUAAAAUAAUUUUGCGAGAAACGUACAUGCUCGCAUACGGACAUACAUAUACAAUACAAAUACGAAUACGAAUACGAACGCGCAUCCACGCACAUAUAAACACAUACACGCGUCGACGUCUAUAUCAAAAUCAAAAUUCGAAGACGACCUCGAUCGUACGAUCCCGAUUCUCCGAAUUGGAACAUAUCUUGAUAUAUGUGAGAGUAUUUAUUACUAACACCUCACUUAUGAAACAUUCUUUGCAGCUACAUUUUUGAAAUCUUUUAAGAAUUUCUUUAUCGAAGCUUAGAUAGUCUUCUAACGUUUAAGAUGAAAACAUGAAUGAAGGAAGAAAGAAAGGAAUAAUAAUUAAAUUACAAGCAUGUCUCUCUCUCCCUCUCUCUCUAUCUAUCUCUCUAUCUAUCUCUUUCUCUGUCUAUCUCUGUCUCUCUAUCUCUCUGUCACUUUCUUUCUCUGUCUCUUUUAUCUAAAUAGAAAAGAGCAUCGUAAUAAUAAUAAUGAUAAUUAUAAUUAUAAUUAUAAUAAUAAUAAUAAUAAAAAUAAUAAUAAUAAUAAUAAUAAUGAUAAUGAUAAUGAUAUUGCACUUUACGAAUCUCUUGUAAAGUGAAAGGACAAAGUAACACGAAAACUUGAAUCUUGUUUAUCGAAGAAAAGUGCUUCCAUCGUUGACUAACAGCUGCAGAGAAGAAACUAAAAGUUGUGACACAAAUAAUGUCUCUCUCGUAUAUUUCUAUGGAAAAAGUAAAAAAUUAAAAAUUAAAAGAAAAAAAUUAAUAAUAAAAACAAAAAAUAAAAAUAUUGAAAAGAAAAAGGAAGGAGAAAACGAAGAAGACGAGGAAGAAGAAAAAGGAAAAGAAAACUAAGAAGAAGAAGACUAAUAAUUAGAAUGCACAGUUCUAUCUACGACUUAAGUGGGUGAUGAUAACGUGGCACACAUUCACGAGUACUUAUCGAUGGAAAUUGAUUGGAAGAGAAUUGUUGAAAAAAAGGGAUUAGACAAAAUACUUCUCGAUGUGGAUUAUCAAAGAAGAAGGAGAAGAAGAAGAGACAUGAAAAUUUCCACAGACUAACAGGAAACUUGCCAUACUGCCAAAUUGACAAUUAAUGCUGUACCCAUUAUGCACGAUAGGGAUCUUCUCUCAUUACUUAUUGUAAUUUUACAAUAGAUUAUAAGCGAAUCGUUUUAAGAUUUAGGAUAUAAGUGACGCCAUUAGAACAAAGAUGACAUUGAGUGAAAGAAGGAUGAAAGAGGAAACGGUGCCUAUAUUUGAUGAAAUAUGCACACGUGGAGAUCGUGCAUAGUUCUAUAAAGAUAAUUUAAUAGAAGCACUGUGUAUGUUGGACUCGCAUAAUGUAAUUCUAUACCCUCGAAUCCUUAUGUACAAACUUUCAAAUCUAAGCUUCUACCUCGUCUAUUAUUAUAUCUCAUUUCGAUGUAACCACUCGGACGAAUCUAAUCUUGUCUAAUAAUCGAUCUAAUCGAUCAAACGAUUCAUUCUUCAUUUUCUUCUUCAAUAAGUAUGCCUUUUUGCAUUUCUCAAUCGAACGUAUUUAUUUCUACCUUUGGCACUUAUCUUGGACUCGAUUAAAAUCAUAAACUGUUUGAAAUCGUAUUAGCGAUUUUGAAAGAGAUAUUUCAAUAUUUUUUUUUUUUCACUGACCUGAAUAUGAAUUUUAUCUUCAGUUUAGACAAUAGGAAGGAAACGUUAUUCUUCCAAAUUGUUCGUUUGUACUAUUAUUAUUUAAAAAUGAUUCGAGGGUCAGGAAUUGUGACUAAGUGUACAUAAUUGCACCGUUUGUCAUUAACAACAUUAUAUAUACAUAAGAUGAUGAAUAAUAUAUAUACAUAGAUAUAUAUUAUAAAUAUCAUAAAAGAGAAGUGGAUGUGCAUAAUAAUGUGUGGAUAUUUUCCAGACUAUCAGAAUAUAAUCUGUUUUAUUUAAAAGAGCAUGUCCUAUAUCACGAUAUUUAAUUUGUUUAGGUUCCAUUUAGAUGUUUUACAUAUUUUUUGAUACUUUUUAAUCUAUCCCCGAAUGUUUUUACAAAUUAUAUAUGCCACGUCUUUACAAAGUAAUAUUUUUCUUUUUUAAUGAAAUUUACUUCAUAUAGACUGAGUAUAUAUAUAUAGACUAUAAUACUCGCAAGAGUUUCUAUAUUUAUUUGCAACGUCAUUUGAUUCAUCCGAACAAACUAAAAGCCACGUGUGUAAUGUAUUUUCAAUAUCCUAGAACGCAGCUCCGAUAGAUCUGCUCAACUUGCAGCUAUAACUUUUGUACUACAAGAAAGUACUUAAAUAUUUUUCUCUCGUUCAAACAGUCAUUAUUUAAUUAAUUAUUUGUCAUUUUUUAUUUCAUUCGAAACGGAUAGUUUUAAUCGAUUCAUUUGCUAGUUUCAUUCUCAUUUAAAUCUACUUUUAGUUUUUAUACAAAUCUUGACAUAAAUGGAAACCUUAUGCUAAUGUUACCGUGCUGGAAAUAGAUAUGUAUAUGAUGUUUUCCCAUUGGAUAAGUGAAUAUUUAAACUUAUUUGGAAAUAACAUUACAGCAUGGGAGUAACUUUAUGCAACUUCAUAUUAUCGAGAAGUACAACUAGUAUCGAAGGAUCUCACUAAAGUUGGCUCAUAUUCUUUUUCUAAGAAAUAUUGUACAUGUUGUAUGACUGGGAUAUAACAUUUAGCGCAGCUCCAUUUUAUUAAUAAAGGUAUCAGUGAAUGCUGAAGGAGAAAUGAAAAGACAAAUAAUAUUCUCAACCUGAUCGAAUACUAAGAAAUAUAUUUUCCAUGUUGCGUCUAAGUAAUAUUAUUUCAAUCUAAGAUAUUUCAUAAAAGAACAAGUUACAUGUAAAUGCAUACAUGGAUAUCAAAUCUUCUGCAUUUAUUCAAAUUAAUAAGAGAUCAAACAUUCUUACAUUCGUAUAAAAAAAGACUCAGAAAAAAAGAGCGAGUUGACUUAUUUCAUUAAAAUGUGAUUUAAUGACUAUACGUAUACAAAACGGUCCGACUGAUAUUUAGCUUUCUAUAUACCCCAUUUUUAUACAUUAAAAAAAAAAAGAAGAAAAAAGAUUGUUAAAAAGAAAAAAUAUUAUCAGCCGAUACUCUUUUAGUGACGACUAAUCCUUAUAAAAUCCUAGUAGUCUUGUGGUUGGACUGUAAAUAUAUAUACAUACAUAUAUAUAUAUAUAUAUACAAAUAUAUAUAUAUGUGUAUAUAUAUUAUUACUAAUAUAUUUACCAAUUUCAUAUGAAAAUUUCAUCCUUCAGUGUUACAUACCACUGCUUUAUCGUUUAGUGUCAAUAUUUCUGCGCAUCAUUUUAUUCUAUCUUGUCUAAACAUGAACGAUAGCUUACAGAAAUUAGAAAAGAAAAAAAAAGAAAGAAAAAAAGAAAAAAAGAGAUAGCUCUUAAGCUUUAAGAGUGAAAUCGCCCCUGUAUUUAUCAGAGUUCUUCUAAUGAUCUUUAUAGAAAAAAAAAGAGAGAAAGACUUCAAACGUUACAAAUAAUUUUCAAAAGAUCGUUGUGAUAGAAACAUAUUCACAUAUUGACUUAAUAAACAGUUUGUUCUCUUCUGGUGUUCCUUGCACCGUCAAGUUCUAAUGGAAGUAUUUCAAAAUCAGACAAAUAAAUAAAUAAAUAAAUAAAUAAAUAAAUAAAUAAAUAAAUGAAUGAAUGAAUAAAAAACACGUGCAUUUAAUAAGUGGAGCCACUUUUGUGGGACACCUCCUAAUCUAUAAAACGACAUGUAAUUAUACUACCCAAGUGUAUUUUGCCAAGUUUCUCAAUGACUUCAUGUUUCAAAGUUCCAGGCUAAACGCAAAAUGUGUUAAAAGAAGUUAAAUUGUUGUAAAAACAUAUUACUAGCUAUAAGUUGGUAGCAUUAAUCUGUACUCACAAAAGUUACAAACACAAAGUCCAUGAUAUUCAUGUAUUUGUAACGUACUAAUUCUAACAUCAGGUUUAAGUUCUCUCAUAUCAUUUCUAAAAAAUUCUUUGUGUAUAUGUUGUAAUUUAGCUCUGUAUUUGUCAUUAAUCUUUAUCAUUUUUUUUUAUAACCGAAAAUGUAUAGCAAUAUGUGGUUUGUUGUAUUCUUCUUCUUGAAAACACUUAUGACUCGUAUCUUCGGAGCAAUUUUCACAACAUUAAUAAAAUUCGAUCGGCUACCAAUGCUCCAUGCAAUAUUGUAACGAGUUUGGUAAUAUGUGUAAGAUCAAGCCGCAAGUUCAUCUAUUCAUAGAUGAAUCGGUCAAAUGAUUACGAUCGCAGAUCCGGAGAAGAAUGUGAGUUAAAAAGACAGAAUAAGUCAAAUACUAAAUAUCGUUGAAAGAAUGGGAAAUUAUUUUGUGAUACCUUCUUGCCAGAAAGAAUACAGCAGGCUGAGGUGAAUACGAUAAAUGCAAUGUUACUAACUAACAACUAUACAAAUUAAAUAUUGUGUAAUAGAAAGAGUCUGUUGACAAGGAGAAAUACCGUGUACAUUAUGUAUUGCCUUGUGGCAUCAAUAAACUAGUAACUAACGUCAUAAA
Messenger RNA from Vespula vulgaris, 13818 nucleotides. RefSeq names its product tyrosine-protein phosphatase Lar (gene Lar). The transcript is spliced from 21 exons. Gene Ontology annotation, molecular function: protein tyrosine phosphatase activity; protein binding. The record is from RefSeq and is a predicted model, not a curated record. Gene Ontology annotation, biological process: protein dephosphorylation. Bases 2170 to 8295 code for a protein of 2041 amino acids. NCBI's taxonomy places the organism in Eukaryota, Metazoa, Arthropoda, Insecta, Hymenoptera, Vespidae.